CCAUUCUCUAGAUCAUGCACAGAAACUUUCGGAAGUGGAUUUUCUACGUGUUUCUAUGCUUUGGAGUCAUCUAUGUCAAAUUAGGAGCUUUGUCUUCUGUGGUGGCUUUAGGAGCUAAUAUCAUCUGCAAUAAAAUCCCAGGCCUGGCCCCUCGGCAGCGAGCAAUCUGCCAGAGCCGCCCUGAUGCCAUCAUUGUGAUUGGGGAAGGGGCACAAAUGGGAAUCAAUGAGUGCCAGUACCAGUUUCGGUACGGAAGGUGGAACUGCUCUGCGUUGGGAGAGAAAACAGUCUUUGGACAAGAGCUUCGAGUAGGAAGCAGGGAAGCUGCGUUCACCUAUGCCAUUACUGCUGCCGGGGUUGCACACGCUGUCACGGCCGCCUGCAGCCAGGGCAACCUCAGCAAUUGUGGCUGUGACCGAGAGAAACAGGGCUACUACAACCAGGAGGAGGGCUGGAAGUGGGGAGGCUGCUCUGCGGAUAUCAGAUACGGCAUUGAGUUCUCCCGGAGAUUUGUUGAUGCCCGAGAAAUCAAAAAGAAUGCACGGAGGCUGAUGAACUUGCACAACAAUGAGGCUGGAAGAAAGGUUCUUGAAGAGAGGAUGAAAUUGGAGUGCAAGUGUCAUGGAGUUUCAGGGUCCUGUACAACUAAGACCUGCUGGACAACGCUUCCUAAAUUCAGAGAAAUUGGAUAUAUUUUGAAAGAGAAAUACAAUGCUGCAGUGCAAGUGGAGGUGGUACGAGCCAGUAGACUAAGACAGCCAACCUUCCUGAAGAUCAAGCAGAUUAAGAGUUACCAGAAACCCAUGGAAACGGAUUUAGUGUAUAUCGAAAAGUCACCCAACUACUGUGAGGAAGAUGCUUCCACGGGGAGUGUCGGUACCCAGGGACGACUCUGCAACCGUACCUCUCCCAACGCUGAUGGGUGUGACAUGAUGUGCUGUGGAAGAGGGUACAACACACACCAGUACACCAAGGUGUGGCAGUGUAAUUGCAAAUUCCACUGGUGCUGCUUUGUGAAGUGCAACACAUGUAGUGAGCGGACAGAGGUGUUCACCUGCAAAUAACGGCAUCGUGCAAAUGAACAGAACAAAUCACCAUGAGUGAAGAAAGUGGAGUACAACAAACAACGACAGCAUCAUUUUGCACAUCUAAUCUUCUUUGGGAAAAAAAAAAAACAAACAACCAACCAACACCACAACAACCACUCCCUCCCCACUACUUACACUUCUAAGGAUGGUGCAUUUUGGCUGGCUGGCUGUUGUAACUGCUUUGGAAACAAGGGCAAUAGGAUUAAGGUGAUGUUGACAACCACAUGAAACUUCCUCUGUCUCUCUCUUCCCGACCCCCCCCCCCCCCCUUUUUUUUUUUUUUACAACAAUCUGGGUGUCGUAGAGUUCUCUUAGUGUUGUAAGUUAUACAUAUCAGAGAAGCUGAUUGCAUUGCAGGUCCCAUGAAACUUAAAAGAAAAAGACACUUUCUCCUAUUUUGCAACAACAAAACCACCGAGCCCUGUGCAAAUAAAGACUUUUUUUUAAGGAAACGAAAUCUUCACUGACUAGAACACAGCAGUCUUCCUGCAAAAACCUAAAUUUCUAAGAAAGCAGGUAGAGAGAAAACAACUGGUAGGGAGACAAAACCUCUGGUGGAAAUACUCCACUAUCAGUUUGGAAAAAAAUAAUGUUCACAAAAUUACAUCAGCUGCCAGUGACACUGGAACUCUUUGAAUGAACAUUAAAAAAAAAUUAUUUAUGUUUUUAAUAGUAUAAAAAAAUCUAAGCACUAACGGGUAGCUAUGUCUUAAUUCUGUACUAAAUGUAAACUUAUUGGAAUUCUGACUUUAUGACUUUUGUAUUUGGUUCUCCCUAAGUUCUUCAAUGCUACUGAUCUGUUGUCACUCCACUAUUAGAGUUCAAUUACUGUAGGCCUUAAGCAAUUACCAGAACUAAGCAAAAAGAUCAUGUGAAACUGUGGUUACAAAUGCUUGAUAAAGACUUUUCCUGCUUGCCUCCUGAAUAAGAAUGACUCUUUAGACUCAGGCUUGAGGCAUGGAGCACCUGCUUUCAGCUCCCUGUAGGGAGUUUUAUGAUACAAAGACAUGCUUCGACAAAUAUCAAAGGUUUUGCUUUGCCGUCAAAUGCACUGGCAGGAUCUUCCAAGCAUUGCAUUUUGCUUUUAAUGGUUGAAAGUUAAUAUUACCAAUAGUUUUAAAUAACUUAUGCUCAGUAUGAACUGAGAUGUUAAUAAAAAUAUGGUAGCUGAGCUCUAGGUUGCUGCAACCUGUGAGCUGUUGUGGCUUCACAAGCAUAAGAAAGCUAAAAUUUGGGUUAGUUUGCAUCGUUGUUAUUCUAAGGUUGGCAAUAAUGUACCUCCCGGUAAAUAUAUGAAUGUUAAGAAAGAAGCUGACUUUACACCAGCGCUCAAUUCUAACUCAUACACCUUUUCCCUAUGAGAGAUUUAAAAAAAAAUCCUCGGAUAUUUUACUACUGUAAAAUCUAGUGCUUUUAGCCCCGAGAGCCAGAUAUGCCCACUUACAAUGCAGCACACUGAGUGACAAAUGUUUGCUUGUAGCAAAGGUCGCUACCUGAUUUUCUGAAAACGUGGAUUAAAAACUUCCUAAUGUCUGCAUAUCUGCAUUACUAGCUUUUGCCUCAUUCGAUUACUUUUAUUGAAGGGCUGCAAGCCAUGAGCCCUCCCCACCUGAUACGGGAGCACUUGCCACACCACAUGAUGCUCUUUGGGCAAGGGGCUGGCAGAGCUACCACUCUGCCAACUCCCAUGCUGGAUAUGUGAAUGAGCCAGGAUUGCCUCCAUAAUUUUUGGACCUGUAUUAUCAAAAGUAGCUACUCACUUGGGGACCUUCGUUUGAAUGCUCAUGAGGACCUGCCUUUCUGAUCCCAAGCACUUACCCUCUGAAAAUCAGACCCCUUUCGUGAGUCUGCCACAGAGCAAUCCAAAACUGAAGAGCUCAUUUUUUCCAUUGUUGCUGUUGGUUUCUAAAUACCAGCCUUGGUGUGAACGAGUGCACCUUCAAAGAAGUCAGCAGGGGCCCUCAAAAAUGCUAGAGUCACUCCAUAUUUGAAGUCUCUUUGAUUCAUGGGUAUUGUUGUUGAAUAAUAGCGAUAUACUGUAUCUUCACUACAUUCUUGACAGGAAGCAAAUAAAGCUCCCAAACACAGUAAUGCACAGUCUUAUGGUACUAGAUACUGUAAAUAUAUUAGAAUAGUAUUUGUUAAGUACAAUUGAGGAAUCCAAUUAAGUUAUAUUAUUGUAUAUCGUUUAAAUGUCUAUAGAAUAUUUUAAAUUAUUGUGAACUACACUGCAUUAAAAAAGAAAAAAAGGUUAUAUAUUAUAACACCAGCCACUCUGAAAAGUGGACCAAAGUGACACUUUCUCUCUUUUUUUUACAUACCCCUAUUUCAAAUAGCUCUGUCAGCUAUUGUAAUACCACAGUAGCAGUCCUACGAUUGGAUUAGCUGUCUAGAAUAUAACGUUUCAGAGCAUCCUAUAGAAGUUUUGCUCAUGUGGGGUUGCAGCAUUCAGAAAUGUACUGAACAGUACAAAGCAGGGGCUGACCAUGGGAAUGCAUGGACUUUGAACUAUGUCCCAAGAAAAAGCAGUUUUGGUCAGAAAACACCAUUACCACUUAUGUACUGAAACAUCCCCCCAAAAUGGCAACCUUUUAAUGAAGGUGUCUAUGAACAGAAGUGGGCUACCCACAACUUUUAUUUUAAAAAAUGUAGUUUGAUGUCAAAGGACUGUGACAACAGAAGUUUGAAUGUGACCAGGAACACAAUGUGGUUUAACCAUACCUUAGCCUUGGCAAAACUCAAAAUACUGUAUGCUAUUAAAGAAUUUAAGAGCAAAGAUAAAUUUGUUUACUAUGUGAAUGUUUUAUGGCAAGCAGAAAACAAAAGAUGAAAUGUGUUUCCAUUAAAAAAUUUUCCCCCUUCUAGUUCCCUUUCUUUUUGUUUGUUACUCAUUUAGGAAAAAGAAAGAAGGCAAGAAGGCUUUAUGCAAAGGUCAUUUGUGUACAGGCUUCUCUGGGUGAGAAAUGAUGGGCAGAUUCCAACACCAAUGUUUUUGUGUUUUUUGAGAAACAGUAAUGAACAUGCCUGUGUUCGGUAUCACAGUCCAAAGUCAUCUACCUAUGCCAGUGAUACAGAGAAACUGGCACAAGCACCAGCCUUGCUGCUGCUGGAGACUUUGGUCAGCACAAAUGAGGAGACGAUAAAUGUUUUGUGAUAGAAAUGUGUCAUUUGGCUCCAAAAUGGUUCUUGAUCAUGAACCUCACAUCACAGAUUAGCAGAGAGGAAUAAGAGGCACAGAGGAGAGUCUUGAAGGCCCUGGCUUCAGCACUUGCAUAUGCUCCAGCUGAUUCAAGCAAGUUAUGGACGCAUCUGAAAACCCUACCUGAAUCUGGACCUAAAAGGUUUUACAGCAUUUAUCUUGGUCAGAAUAGUAGCAACAACCCUGAUACUGAGAAUAGUGUCUUCCUAUACGAAAUCUAAAGACAACGUAGAACAUUUUUUGUGUUUGCCCCUUGGGGAAGAUACCCAGCUAUAGAUAAAGGUAUAGCCAAAUUGCGCAAGAGCUAAGUCCAAAAUAAUUUCAUUAAAAUGAGCUGAGUUGUCCUGGGUUUAUAACAGCAUAAGUAUCACAACAUUUUACCCACAGAUGCAAAAAAAACCCACUGCACCUUUUUUCUAAUUACAUCAUGGGAAACUUGUUAAUAGAGUUGCAGGAAGUUUUUAUAGCAAACGGUAAUAUUACAUUCGUUUCUACAAUGACAUCUGGAAAGUAGAUGAAACUCAUCAAAAGUUCGCAAAUCUUUUAACAAAUCUGAAGCAUGUUGUGAGUAGGUCACUUAGUUUCAAACAUAUUUCCAUGGAUUUCUUUCUUAGUUUAACGUUAAAAGCCAAAGUGGUACUGAACGUAACGAAGACCUUCUUUUACACCAGCUUUCCCAUGUGAAUAACUUGAUAUGCCUUUCACUAUUGAAGGCACAAUUGGUGUUCAACAGAAAAUGCUUUCUAUAAAGCUAGAGAUAAUUUGCAUUCAUAGCAAUUUUCAUAACUGGACAGAAUGACUGCACGUUUCCUUUCCAAUCCUUCAGACCUUUUGUUGCAAUGACAGUUCCCACAGCGAAGGCAGUACAGUAAGUGGUACAGUAAAGACCCAACAUUCUUCUCUCCAAGUGACAGCCACAACAAGAUGUGGGAUAUACACAACUAAAACUACGUCUAAGGGGAAAAAAACACAUCAAAGUUGGAAAGGCAGGGGAAGUUGUAAGCAAUUUCAGUUUGUGAUACUGAUACUGUAAGAAACCUCCUGCACACAAAACAAACCGCGUUGUAGGCUGGACUUCACCCACAAACAUUUUUCCCCUUGAAUCCAAAGUCCCCAUCUGCAUCUCUGCACAUUCAGACUGUUUCACUGAAGCAUAAGUACACCCAAAGGCUGGCAAGUAUUUUCCUUUUGGUGCUUUUUACCUGCUACUAGGAAAUUUUAGGGGAUCAUUUUCUGACAGAGGACACACACUUGCAAAUUUUAAAUUUGUAUCUCAUCUUUUAAAUUAAGAUCUAGGGUUUUUCCCAGGCGUAGUCCUGCACUACAGGUAUAUGUGAUUUAGAAGUUUUGUUUGGUGAAGAAUAAAGAUAGCAGUUUUCACAUAAUACAUGUUUGUUGUUUGUAAUGUUUUCCACAGAAUGCUGAGGCAGAGGGAAUAAUACUGCUGUAAAUUAAAAAUCUUUACUUGUGCUCUUUUUACUGAAAGCAAUACACUAAAUAUUACCUGUUUGGAGACCCUAGGGCAAUUCUGUUUCAUAGGACGGUCCUUUUCAUAA
Messenger RNA from Falco peregrinus (peregrine falcon), 5843 nucleotides. RefSeq names its product Wnt family member 7B (gene WNT7B). The record is from RefSeq and is a predicted model, not a curated record. The transcript has 4 exons. Gene Ontology annotation, molecular function: cytokine activity; frizzled binding. Gene Ontology annotation, cellular component: extracellular region. Gene Ontology annotation, biological process: cell fate commitment; positive regulation of JNK cascade; canonical Wnt signaling pathway. The coding region runs from base 15 to 1064 and encodes 349 amino acids. NCBI's taxonomy places the organism in Eukaryota, Metazoa, Chordata, Aves, Falconiformes, Falconidae.